AAAAAAAAAAAAAAGAACCACCCUUGUUUUGGGUUCGGCUCACAGAAUUUUUCAAGCCGCGGAGCCUUCAGCAGGCGGGUCUUAUGCAGAUGAGCGGCAGGUUUGCCUAGGAGGCGGGCGGCUCUAUGCAGAUGAGGGGGCGGUGCCUACAUGUUGAUGAGCUGGGCCCGCUGCCGACGCUGCUGGGAGCCUAGCGGGUCCCGCUGCGGUUUGGGCUGAAGUAGCAUCCCUCUCCCACCCCCCUUGUCCCUGGGUUCCUGCCUUCCGAAGACUGCCCUCGACCUUUACCCUCAUCCAUUUCCCCUGCCUUACUCCCUGCUCCAUUGCCCCCGUAACUGAAUAUCUCCACUCCUGGCGCCCCCAGCGUUUCUCCUCUCCCGCCGCAAACCUCGCGACCUCCAACAGCCCGCCCCCGCGGCCCGAUCUUGCCUGGCAGAUCUCGCCGCAGCCUCCCGGGUCUUCCCGCUCUCCCGGGGCUCCCCCCACUACGCCGCCGGGUUGUCAGCCUUCGGGCUUCCCAGCUCCCUCCUCCCACCGCCUUGAAGCCCCCUCCCCCGCCCUGGCCAGCCGGCAUGCAGGUGUCUAUCGCGUGUACCGAGCAGAACCUUCGCAGCCGGAGCAGUGAGGACCGUCUGUGUGGACCCCGGCCGGGCCCCGGGGGCGGUAAUGGCGGGCCAGUCGGCGGGGGACACGGGAAUCCUCCGGGGGGUGGAGAGUCGGGCCCCAAGGCCCGAGCUGCACUGGUUCCCCGACCCCCAGCGCCUGCUGGGGCCCUCCGAGAGAGCACCGGCCGAGGCACUGGCAUGAAAUACAGGUCUCCUAUUUGCCUUUGCUGGAGGCCGAUCUGUCCAUCUGCCCUGCCUAACCAGGGACCUUUGCCUGUGAACCUGGGAAAGUCUGGUCUUCGGGUAUCCUGUCUUGGCCUGGGUACCUGGGUCACAUUUGGUUCUCAGAUCUCAGAUGAGACAGCGGAGGAUGUGCUGACAGUAGCCUAUGAGCAUGGUGUAAACCUGUUUGACACCGCUGAAGUGCAUGCAGCAGGAAAGGCCGAAAGAACCCUAGGCAACAUCCUCAAGAGCAAAGGUUGGAGGAGAUCAAGCUAUGUCAUCACCACCAAGAUUUUUUGGGGAGGACAGGCAGAAACUGAGCGAGGCUUGAGCCGCAAACACAUCAUUGAGGGCUUGCGAGGAUCCCUGGAACGCCUCCAGCUGGGAUAUGUGGACAUCGUCUUUGCCAAUCGCUCAGAUCCCAACAGUCCUAUGGAGGAGAUUGUACGAGCCAUGACCUAUGUCAUCAACCAGGGCCUGGCCCUAUACUGGGGGACAUCCCGAUGGGGGGCUGCAGAAAUCAUGGAGGCCUACUCCAUGGCCAGACAGUUCAAUCUGAUUCCUCCUGUGUGUGAACAAGCUGAGCACCACCUGUUUCAGAGGGAGAAGGUGGAGAUGCAGCUGCCAGAGCUCUACCACAAGAUUGGUGUUGGUUCAGUCACCUGGUCCCCUCUGGCCUGUGGGCUCAUUACUAGCAAGUAUGAUGGGCAAGUCCCAGAUACCUGCCGGGCCGCCAUCAAGGGCUACCAGUGGCUCAAGGACAAAGUGCAGAAUGAGGAUGGGAAGAAGCAACAAGCCAAAGUCAUGGACCUUCUGCCCAUCGCUCACCAGCUGGGCUGCACUGUGGCCCAGCUUGCUAUUGCGUGGUGUCUCCGCAGUGAGGGUGUCAGCUCGGUCUUGCUGGGGGUGUCCAGUGCAGAGCAGCUGAUUGAACACCUGGGCGCUCUACAGGUGCUGAGCCAGCUGACCCCGCAGACGGCGAUGGAGAUAGACGGGCUCCUGGGUAACAAGCCGCAUUCCAAGAAAUAGUCCGUCGGGGGUGCAGGGACCCAACCCAGAGCCGCUGCACCUACCCCAGAACCGCUUCCGUGCAGCUGCCUCUCUCCCUCUCUGGAUCCCUCCCCGAAGCGGCCAGAGCCAGGGUAGCCCCGCCCACUAACGAGUCCCAGCUUCGAGUAGCGAUACGCAUGAACAAAGCCAUAUCCUUCCGCAGUGGGGCUGGAGAGAGAGAAAGUAGUCUGCCCGCCACCUGCUGCGUCCUCCUGGCCUUGUAAAUCCUGGGCAUGAGCUACUGGCCAUCCACUCUCUGCCACUUGGUCUCGCUCCCUUUUCCCUUCCUUCUAUUGCCGAGGCCCAGGAAAAAAAAAAAAAACCGGCUAAUACAGGAAACAUGCAGAGUACCUCAAAAGGGGCCCUCGAAAUGUUAUCAAGGGGUAAUAAUUUAGUGAAUUGUGAUGUCCUCUGGGGCACAGGAAACGGGGCUCUUAUGUUAUUCGGUACAAAGGAAGCCAGGCUGGUCCUGGCAGGAAGUAAAUGAUAACCUUUGGGAAACCAGGACUCUGCCUCCCAGCCCAGAGAUGGAGGACUUACAACUAGAACUAAUGUAAUACUUUGUUCUUGGGAGAGGGCGGUAAGGGUGGGACUACAGUGACACAGCACUGACAAAGGUAGAGGGAAAUUUGACAGCAGGUGUAUGUGUGGCCUGGCAAAAGUGGCCAGGGUGGCCCUUGGAAAAUAGAGUUGGGCUGUAUUUUGCAGGAAUUAGCGACAGCCUUUGGGUCAUGGGCAGAGCCAUGGGACUGACAUAAAAAGGUCUAGGGAUAGAUUUUGAGCCUUGAGUGGGACUUCCUACCUGGCAGUGAAGGAUUGGGUCUUCCUCUCAGCAAUAACCCUAAAGCAAUAAUGAUGGCCCCUCUUCUGUAAUACUUCCCAGGGAACUGUAAAUAAAAUCUCAGUUGAUCCUCA
This is a messenger RNA of Lemur catta (Ring-tailed lemur), 2792 nucleotides long. It is a transcript of the gene KCNAB3, whose product is annotated as potassium voltage-gated channel subfamily A regulatory beta subunit 3. Gene Ontology annotation, cellular component: membrane; voltage-gated potassium channel complex; cytoplasm. Gene Ontology annotation, molecular function: potassium channel regulator activity; voltage-gated potassium channel activity; transmembrane transporter binding. Gene Ontology annotation, biological process: potassium ion transport; regulation of potassium ion transmembrane transport. NCBI's taxonomy places the organism in Eukaryota, Metazoa, Chordata, Mammalia, Primates, Lemuridae. The transcript is spliced from 15 exons. The record is from RefSeq and is a predicted model, not a curated record. Bases 573 to 1856 code for a protein of 427 amino acids.